Molecule: messenger RNA, 2765 nt
Organism: Gadus chalcogrammus (walleye pollock)
Lineage: Eukaryota; Metazoa; Chordata; Actinopteri; Gadiformes; Gadidae
Product: segment polarity protein dishevelled homolog DVL-2-like
Biological process (GO): intracellular signal transduction; canonical Wnt signaling pathway
Cellular component (GO): cytosol
Molecular function (GO): frizzled binding
Source: RefSeq, a predicted model, not a curated record
CGUCGACGUCAUACGCCGCGUUGGCUUGCAAAGUCGUGAAAAGUUUUUAGACCCCCUCCCCUGUAUGUUUUGUUGGGGGAAAAGUUGUCGGUAGUUCAUCGUGUGAAUGUAGCGUGUGCCGCCGUUUAACCCCCGAUUAAAAGGGGAACAUUAUAAGCGCGUAUCCGAGAAAAGAAGGUUCAUAGUGGGGGAAGCGUUUCGGCAUUAGAGGUUUUGAAAGUUUUGCGUGUCUGGCCCGGGGAGGAAAAACCUCAGUGGCCAUCGUUUCACCUCUUUCGUCUCGCUAGCCACCUAGCUAGCCGCUAACGAGCUAGUGAGCUACGGUACCUAGCCGGACUAUUUAGUGUUUAAACUAAAAAAGAAAAAGGCGACAAGAUGGCAGAAACCAAAAUAAUAUAUCAUAUCGACGAGGAGGAGACGCCGUACUUGGUGAAGAUACCCAUUCCUGCCGAGAAUAUAACUUUGCUGGAUUUUAAACAGGUCUUGAACAAGCCCAACUACAAAUUCUUCUUCAAGUCCAUGGACCAGGACUUUGGGGUGGUGAAGGAGGAGAUCUCCGAUGAGAGCGCCAAAUUGCCGUGUUUCAACGGACGAGUGGUGUCAUGGUUGGUAUCUUCAGACACCCCGGCGGCGGAGCCUCCGGUGGCGGUGGCACCCCCCGCCGAGACCCCGGCCCAGCCCUCGCCUCCGCCCCCACCCCUGCCUCCCCCGCCCGCCGAGAGGACCGGCGGCAUCGGAGACUCCCGGCCCCCGUCCUUCCACCCUAACGCCGCAGGCAGUGUGGAGACCCUGGACGACCAGACGGAGACAGAGUCUGUGGUGUCCUUCCGACGAGAGCGCCCCCGCCACAGAGACCCCCUGCUGGAGCCCCACGGGCCACGUAUGAACGGCCAGAGCCGCCUGGAGCGCCACCUGGCCGGCUACGAGAGCUCUACCACGGUGAUGAGCAGCGAGCUGGACACCACCAGCUUCUGUGACUCGGAGGACGACGACACCAUGAGCAGGUUCAGCAGCACAACAGAGCAGAGCACCGCCUCCAGGCUGCUAAAGCGCCACCGCAGACGGAGGAAACAGCGCCCCCCGCGGCUGGAGAGGGCCUCGUCCUUCAGCAGUGUGACUGAUUCCACCAUGUCUCUCAACAUCAUCACCGUCACGCUCAACAUGGAGAAGUACAACUUCCUGGGCAUCAGCAUCGUGGGCCAGAGCAACGAGCGGGGCGACGGCGGCAUCUACAUCGGCUCCAUCAUGAAGGGAGGGGCGGUGGCCGCCGACGGCCGCAUCGAGCCCGGAGACAUGCUGCUGCAGGUGAACGACAUCAACUUUGAGAACAUGAGCAACGACGACGCGGUGCGCGUGCUGCGGGAGAUCGUGCACAAGCCGGGGCCCAUCAUCCUGACGGUGGCCAAGUGCUGGGACCCCUCCCCUCAGGGGUACUUCACGCUGCCCCGCAACGAGCCGAUCCGGCCCAUAGACCCCGCGGCGUGGGUCAGCCACUCGGUGGCUCUGACCGGGGCCUACCCCCCCUACCCGGGCAGCUCCUCCCUCAGCACCAUCACCUCGUCCUCCUCCGUCACCGAGACCGAACGCUUCGACGACUUCAACCUCUCGCUGCACUCCGACAUGGCGUCGGUCGCCAAGGCAAUGGCGUCCCCGGAGUCCGGGCUGGAGGUCCGGGACCGUAUGUGGCUGAAGAUCACCAUCCCCAACGCCUUCCUCGGCUCGGACGUGGUUGAGUGGCUCUUCCACCACAUCGAGGGCUUCCAGGACCGCCGCGAGGCCCGCAAGUACGCCAGCAACCUGCUGAAGGCCGGCUUCAUCCGCCACACGGUCAACAAGAUCACCUUCUCGGAGCAGUGCUACUACAUCUUCGGGGACUUCAGCGACUGUGAAAACUACAUGGCCAACCUCUCCCUGAACGACAACGACGGCUCCAGCGGGGCCUCAGACCAGGACACGCUGGCCCCGCUGCCCCUCCCGGGGGCCUCGCCGUGGCCCAUGAUGCACACCUUCGCCUACCAGCCGUACGCCGCCCACCCCUACUCCAGCCAGCCCCCGCCCUACCACGAGCUCACCAGCUACAGCUACGCCCCGGGCAGCACGGGCAGCCAGCACAGCGAGGGGAGCCGGAGCAGCGGCUCGACGCGCAGCGAGGGCGAGCGGCGCCGCGGCGGCGGCAGCAAGGGCCCCGGCAGCACGCUGGGCGGCAGCGAGAAGUCCCCCGGCGCCGGGCCGGACGCCGCCGGCUCGGGUGGCGGCGGCGGGGGCGGGGACUCGCGCUCGGGCAGCGGCAGCGAGUCGGAGUACUCCACCCGCAGCAGCCUGCGGCGGGGCCACGGCUCGGCCACGCCCAGCGAGCACAGCCACGCCUCCACGCAGCGCUCGCACCACCACCACCACCGCCUGCCGCCGCCGCCCCACAUGUCGCCCUACCCGCCGGGCAUGCCGCUGCCCUACAACCCCAUGAUGGUGAUGAUGGUGCCGCAGCACGCGCACCCGGCCAUGGGCGCGCCCCACCCGCUCUCCCACGCCCAGCAGAUGCCCCCGGGCACCAUGCACCCGGGCAUGGCCCAGCUGCCCUCCAGCGUCCCCGGCGGGCCCCCCGGGGCCCCGCCCACCCGCGACCUGGGCUCGGUGCCCCCGGAGCUGACCGCCUCGCGCCAGUCCUUCCACCUGGCCAUGGGCAACCCCAGCGAGUUCUUUGUGGACGUGAUGUAGCCGGGUUCGGGCUGGAGGGGGGGCGAUGGCGGCGCCGUCUCGCCGCGUGA